CAAAAAGCUACUCGUCUCGGGUAUCGCCCCGUCAGCAUUGCUCUAUAACUAACCUCAGAACACCGCAAUCAUGGGCUUGCUGACUCUCAGAUCAAUUCCUCCUCUUGCAAUCCAUCGGUUCCACGUAGCUCCAGACGUCCAUCAGCCAGCACAAUGACCGCGCAAGCGGACCACAUCGAAACCUUCGCGCCCAUCAAAUGGGCAACACCUUACCUCACCUCCCCAAAUUGGCGCAUACGAACGCGCACGCGCGGAACUAGGUCAGGGGAAGACUCCGACCGCUUCUGCCGCGACACCAUGUCCAGCUACGACGGCGUCCAGCACUGGCUCGAACUCUACGAAAAGCCUGCCCCCGGCUCGACAACCAUUACGAAAUCCGUUUCGCUCUGCAAGUUUGGGCCCGGCCUCACCGGCUUCCCCUUGAUAUGCCACGGCGGCGCCAUAAUGACUAUAAUGGACGAGGCACUCGCGUUCGCCAUGGUCGCAAGUGAGGCGGUUACUGCUGGGCUCGAAGUUGCUGACUGGGCUGAGAUUAUCGCACAGGAUUGGAGAGAUGGUGGCCUCGCGAAAGAAGGGCGGGCGACGGAAGAGGCGCUGAAGGGGUAUCUCGUCACGGCGAAAUUGGAUAUGAAGUUCAUGAAGCCGGUGCUGUGCCCGGGGAUCGUGGGAGUCGAGGUCGAAAUGCUAGAGAAUAAGGGGCAUAAGAUGAAAAUGAGGGGUGUUAUGAAGGAUGGUGAGGGGACACCUCUGCUGCAGGCGGACGGGUUGUGGGUAAGGUUAGGCGGCGCUGUGAAGCUAUAGAAGCCGCUCUAUGUGUGCUGUGGACUACGGUUCCGCACAAUGCGCCGUGCGAAACAAUGCUCCACGGUAUCUCCACAUUGUUCACGCCGUAUACAUAUGCAUUGGUCU
Trematosphaeria pertusa is the source of this 909-nucleotide messenger RNA. RefSeq lists its product as uncharacterized. The transcript has 2 exons. Bases 154 to 801 code for a protein of 215 amino acids. Lineage: Eukaryota; Fungi; Ascomycota; Dothideomycetes; Pleosporales; Trematosphaeriaceae. The record is from RefSeq and is a predicted model, not a curated record.